This is a messenger RNA of Cordyceps fumosorosea ARSEF 2679, 423 nucleotides long. RefSeq names its product N-acetyltransferase 5. The transcript is spliced from 2 exons. Gene Ontology annotation, cellular component: NatB complex. Gene Ontology annotation, biological process: N-terminal peptidyl-methionine acetylation. The record is from RefSeq and is a predicted model, not a curated record. Lineage: Eukaryota; Fungi; Ascomycota; Sordariomycetes; Hypocreales; Cordycipitaceae. Bases 1 to 423 code for a protein of 140 amino acids. Gene Ontology annotation, molecular function: protein-N-terminal amino-acid acetyltransferase activity.
AUGGCCGUCCCUAUUUCAAUUAUGGGCAAGGUUGAAUCAUCGCCAGACGCUUAUAAAUACUCCGAGCACUAUCUUCCAUGGCAUGCACACAUCACUGCUCUUACUGUGGCUCCUGAAGCCCGUCGGCUUGGCAUUGGUAAGAUUCUAACGGAACAACUAGAAGCAGCUGCCAACGCCAACGACGCGUGGUUCAUGGACCUCUUUGUUCGGAGAAGUAACGAUAGGGCCAUCGCAUUCUACAAGAACAUGGGAUACAGUGUUUUCCGGGUGGUGAAAGACUACUAUGGAGACCACGCUGUAGACGUUACAAAAUGUAGCGAGGAUGCGUUUGAUAUGCGCAAACCCUUGAAAAGAGAUGUGAAGCAUGAGCAUGUCAGAGACGAUGGAGAGAAUCACGAAGUUGACCCGGAAGAUGUGUGGUGA